CGGUUCUUUCUUGCAGGAUGUAAACAAACCGAAAAAAAAAUUUUUUUCUGGGUUGAAUUUUUUUUAUAGCGCAAGAGAAGGUACGCCAGUGUUUUUGCUUAUACACAGGAAUCUUUUUCACUUGAGUUUAUCUGUAAUUUGUAAUAUCAAAGCAAAGGCAGAGAAAUCAUAUAGACGACAAAGAAAGAAUAUACAAAUUUCGGCUUAGUAAUUCGAGUAAUUAUCAAAUCAACCAUUUUCAGAGUACGGGGAUAUGUUUUCUGCUUUGACUUCUUACAUAUGGGGCACAGAAGAAGAAGAAACAUGCAAACCGGCCGAAGAAAUGCACGCUGACGAUCAAGUUGAACUUGAAAACGAAUGGAUAUUUAUACGCCCAAAAGAUCAAGCGAGCAAUAAACGACGACACGCACAUUUUAUUGACGAUGGAGCCUCGACAGCAUCUGAAUCAGCUGAUAGUGCAAUCUGCGGCAUGGAGGAGAGCUGGUGCGUUACUCCACCCCAAUGCUUCAACAGCAAAAGAAGGCGGAGUAAAAACGCCCAUAUGAGUCCAUUGGAAAAUCUUUUAAUCGAACACCCAAGCAUGUCAAUUUAUCAAGAUAAACCCGAUGAUGAAACGGCCGACGAAAAACCGCCAAUGGAACUUGGUUUGCAACGUCAAGAAACACACAAGCCAGUCGCUGGACGACUUCAGCUUCUUGAACAGCGAAAACCAUUAAAAGAUUCGAACCGAAAGCCGGAAGAAAGAAAGAAAAGCAGCCCUAAAAACAUGAAACGAAAAAACAUGGUCCAUUCUCGAAGUCACAACACACGAACGAACAAGCAAUACGGCCGCAUGACAGGAAAGCACGUAGGUAUGGUUGGGAAACGAGGUACCUAAAUCCACAAUCGCAUCAAUUUAAGAUCCAGGCUCUUUCAAAACAACGUCGGAUGUAGGAUAACGCUCUCAUUCUUCUCUUUACGCUUUUAUGGUUUAGACAGUUUACAAAGUUCUUGAUGUGGGUAUGCAUAAAUAGUUUAUAGCCUGUUGAUCUGUAAUUUUCUUUGUGCUGACUCAGGAAAUAGGAAACACAUUUUUUUGUUUAAAAAAUUUUUUCUAAAAAUGGAUUGCUCAAUAUUUUAGAUAUUAAUAACGGGUAAUUCAAUAUUUUUGAAGUGUGUAGACCCUGGGUUCGCGUUACCACGUUCUUUUAAAUUAUUGUUAUUAUCAUUAUUUACUUAUUUACUGUUUUCAUAUUUAGUGUAUAUUUAUGUAAUAUUUACAUGUGAGAAAACUAACUUCGUUUUGGUUUCUUUCUUGAAAAAAAAGUGGAAACGGGUUUCCGACUUUUUUUAAUGUCAAGUUUGAAGACAGAAACCGAAGUUGGUUCGUUAGGAAUUUUCAAUUUUAAAACUUCAAAAAAAAUCUGUAUAUGAUGUAUGUAGUGUAACACAAAUGGUUUAUAAGUUUUAAAAACUCCCAAAAAAAGAUGAAUAAAUUAUUAUAUAAAAUUUUUAAAAAAA
Messenger RNA from Hydractinia symbiolongicarpus, 1500 nucleotides. RefSeq names its product tumor protein p53-inducible nuclear protein 1-like. The record is from RefSeq and is a predicted model, not a curated record. Bases 254 to 877 code for a protein of 207 amino acids. Gene Ontology annotation, cellular component: nucleus; autophagosome. Gene Ontology annotation, biological process: autophagosome assembly; positive regulation of DNA-templated transcription. The transcript has 3 exons. NCBI's taxonomy places the organism in Eukaryota, Metazoa, Cnidaria, Hydrozoa, Anthoathecata, Hydractiniidae.